AUGACUACUUCUCGGGUAUCAAGCUCUGCUCUUCCUCCACUAAGGGAGGGUGAACGUAGUCGUGACAGCCACCACGGCACAAGCCCAAGCGCCCAAGUCGGUCGUCACCAUGCGGACCAAGUUGACGCCGAGCCAGUCCCUCAUGUAGUCGCUGUUAGACUUCUUCCCCUUCCCCUUCCCCUGUCCCUCCGACGACGACGCCUGGCCGCCGCGGUCCUCGAUGAGGGCGGCGACGGACGGCGCGACGAGGGGAACGAAGAGCAGGUGGCCCGUGGCCAGGGCCGCCGUGGCGACGUACCAGGGGAGGGAGCCGCGGGCGCGGAGGAGCGGGCGGGCGAGGUAGAUGGCGCCGACGGAGGACCAGGUGGUGACGCCGAGGAGGCCGACGACCUUCCAGAGGUUGGCCCAGAAGGUGUUGGCGAAGUAAGGGGGCAGGACCUCGUUGGCGCCGCGGACGUUGGGCCGGACCAGGAGGGAGAAGAAGGAGUGCUGGUCGAGGGAGAACCAGAGGGAGCAGGAGGAGGAGAUGAGGGGGGUGGUGAGGAGGAGGGUGGUGGCCUUGGGGGAGAGGAGCUGGGAGGCCAUUGUUGGUUGAUUGGAGGCUUUGGUGAGGUUGUUUUGUAG
Messenger RNA from Clonostachys byssicola, 624 nucleotides. NCBI's taxonomy places the organism in Eukaryota, Fungi, Ascomycota, Sordariomycetes, Hypocreales, Bionectriaceae. The record is from the annotation of a GenBank genome assembly.